AUGCGGUUUCAAUUCAUAAAAUCAUUUAAACAAACCCUUUCAAAAAUAUUCCAAAUCCCUAUUCCCAAAUAUCGAACAGAACCACCAGCACACAUACCAUCAACAUUUCAUCUUCCUCUACCGCAAAUCCAAAACGAAAGUCUAAAACUCGCAGCGUUAUUACAUCCGAGCUAUCCGGAUCACGGACAAAAAAUCAAAAACUCAUUACCCACAAAUUUUUACAGAUUGGCAUUUAGAGGUGACGCCGCAUUGAAUUAUAACGUGGCAAAGUAUCUACUUCGGGAAUUUCCGGAAGCACAACAAGGCAGGUUAACCGAAUUACGAGCAGAAAUUGUUAGUCGUAAAAAUUUGGCAGAAUAUUGUCGUCGUACGGGACUUGAUGAAUGUAUUUUGAUUCAGGAGGGGCCCGGGAAAUUGAGGAACAAUGAGUCGGUUCUUGCUGAGUCUAUGGAAGCCUAUAUUGGUGCGUUGGAUUUGGAGUUGAUCGAACGUGAAAAACGACGUGAAAAAAGUGCAAUUGAUGAAAUUACGCAGCAGCAAAGAAUGUCACAGGAAAUAUUUGACGAAAGUUUCACCACUCUGGUCAAUAUGACAGAACAGCUGUCAAUUGAAAAACAAUCAGAAAAUGAUUUUCCAAGAAACAUCACAUCACAAGUACUCGGGAACCUAGUGGAAUCUAUUCGUCAUCAAGAUCCCACUAUUCGAUCAAGAAUAGAAGCAGUAGUCAAUAAUAAAAAAUCAUCAUCUUCUACAACAACAAUAAAAUCAAAAAGACAUCCAAGACUAUUACGACGCUUUGAUGCAACAAUGACUCAAAUACGAAUUAGUAUCUGCGAGAAUUUCAAGUUCUUUUAUCAUGUUCGAUUGAAUAGGAGUUAUUGCACAAAUACUGAAUUCAAUUUAAGAAUUGUGGCAUACGAGUUGUUGGCGUUGAAGCAGCCGAAUGUCCCUGUUUCGGCUACUGUGUUGAAAGAUAUGGAAAAUACUAUUGGUAAAUAA
Messenger RNA from Ambispora gerdemannii, 999 nucleotides. The record is from the annotation of a GenBank genome assembly. Lineage: Eukaryota; Fungi; Glomeromycota; Glomeromycetes; Archaeosporales; Ambisporaceae.